AUGGAGUACAGGAGCGGGCGGCCCACAUAUCGACUAGCCACGAACACCGUUGGAGAGUCUCAUGCAAUGGAGACUGCUGAGCGGCUUGGACUGCCUGCCCCGCUUGUGGCUCGUGCGGUGCAGCUGCUGGGUGAUGAUCAGAGGCAGCUACUGGCGUUGCAGCGCAAGGCCGCCGACGCAGAGAAGGACUUCGAGUCUGCACGAAUGGAUGCCGAGCAAAGAGAGGCUGCAGCAUCCACAGCAAUCAGAGAAGCGGAAACGAAGGCAGCGGAGCUGUCUCGGCGAGAGCAGGAAGUGGCUGAAAUGGAGGCCAAGCUGCAGGCCCGAACCGUGGCUUUGCAGAGGCAGAUGCAAGCCGAGCUGCAGGCCCAGAUUGCCGUGAAGGAGAAGCAGUUUCAGGAUGUUGUCCAACGCCUGAAGCUGGAGACGCAGAAGCUAGGUUCUCGCUUCCGAAUAGUUGGUGAUGUGCUGGAGGAUCUGAAAGUCGAGGUAGAUCAGGAAGCAGAGGCGAAAUACCAAGCUCAAAACCAUCUUCAGCCGGCUGUGCCUGGCGCGAUGGCCGCCCGAGAGAUCUUGAGCCCAGGUGAUUGGGUGGUGGUCCUCGCAAAACCUCCCUGGCAUGGCCUCAAGGGCCAAGUGGAAAGGAUUCAUUUGGCCAACGGUGCUGCUCCUCGUGUUUCGGUCAGACUGGGUGCGAAUGGCAAAGUCAAGGAGUUCCUAAAGACUGAGCUUGGAAGGACAUCAAAGCCUGAAGGGGCACGGAAAAUCCCGAAGCCCAAGGGGGAGGCCGCCGCGCCCACUCGUGAUUACAGUGCGAUGGCCUUCUGA
This is a messenger RNA of Symbiodinium necroappetens, 828 nucleotides long. NCBI's taxonomy places the organism in Eukaryota, Dinophyceae, Suessiales, Symbiodiniaceae. The record is from the annotation of a GenBank genome assembly.